CAGCAGCCUGUGAGUGUCUUAUUACUGGGACCCUUCUUCUACUGACUGGGCAUGGAUUGAAACCUUUGAAUCAAGGAGGGUUUUCGUGUCUGCUUAUUUGAAAAAAUGGAGAAGGAUACACCGUCUGCACCCUCUGUCAACGCUACAGAUUCAUGCCCUGUCCUGAGGGGACCCCCUCCUUCAGCUUCCAGACAGAUUCCUUCUACCCUCAUGCCUAAUAACCCUACUGCACCACCUCAUCCUAACCAGUUACCUUCUCAGUCAAAUCCUGGAAAUAUAUCUGAUUCCUCUUCAUCACCCAUUCAAACUGUCAUUUUGGAGAAAUCAAAGUCAGUCCCUUUUACUCCAUCUGUGUCAAAGCAGUUCACUGCUGAAGGAGCUGAAAAACCUCAACUGGCCUCUUCCAACAUGUCAUCUUCUUUGGAGUUCGGAUCUGCCUCUCCUCCAUCACCUAGUCCUGGCUCAAACACGAUGACUGAAUCCAUCACAUCACCCUCUGGAGCUGCCUCUACUAAACGCAACUUUGCCUCUGUAGCCAAGAGGGUAAUAAUGCAGGAGAGACUCAGGAGAGCAGAGGAAGAGGAUGCAGACGAGGAUGAGGAUGAAGAAGAACCAGAAGUAGAGCUGAGUUUGGAGCAGAUGGAGGAGAAGGCCAACACGGGUGAUGCAAGGGCUCAGACCCAGUUGGGUCAGCACUUUUUGAUCCUUGCUGAAGAAAAAGACCCAGACUUUAACAACCACCUAGCAGUUAACUGGCUAAUCAAAGCAGCCAAACAGGGAAGAAAGUCUGCUGCAAGACUUCUUCAGCGUUGUUGGAUUCAGAAAAAAGGUAUAACACCAGAAAAUGAGGCUGACGUGCGCAAGUUGUCUAAGGAGGGUAAGUUUGAGUUGGCAGUACGCAAAGCAGCCAUGAUGAUGUACUGGAGACUCAACCCGGAUAGGAAGAAGAAGGUGGCUGUCUCUGAGCUUCUACAGAAUGUCAGCCAGGUCAAUUCAGUCCAGGCAGGGGGCACAGCAAGCAGAAUGCUUGCCCCAACUUCGGGCCAAACUCAGAAAGUAUUAGAGAGCAUGGUCAGCAAUGACUCCAAACAGUUGGUGGACCUGGAUGACUUUGUUGAGAUGACGAAAAUGUAUGCAGAGGGAAUUGUCCCUAGUACCCCUAAAAAUGGCAGCCAGUCCACAUUGAAAACUAGGCACCCCUCCCAGUCUGACAAGUCAGAGGUACUCCCGAAAGAACAUAAGAAAGCCCGGAAACAUUCUUGGAGCUUUGGUUACAGUGGGAUGAUGCCAGACGCUGACCAGGCCAAUGCCAUGAAGUCACACUUGAUGACGCUGCAAUACCCGCUCCAUGCAGUAAUAGAGAUGAAGGAGCAUCUCUUUGACUGGGCAUCGAAGGCCGGAGUUCAGUGGUUGAGCACUCUCAUCCCCACACAGCACGUCAAUGCGCUCAUUUUCUUCUUUUUCAUCAGCAACUUGACUGUUGACUUGUUUGCUUUUGUUAUACCCCUGCUUGUCUUCUACCUGUCCUUUGUCUCCAUGAUUAUCUGCACUCUGAGGAUAUUCCAGAGCAGCAAGACAUGGGAGAACUUUAGAGCCCUGACAACUCUGCUGACUCGUUUUGAACCGGGUCUUGACGUGGAGCAGGCUGAGACCAACUUCGGUUGGAACAACCUGGAACAAUACGUUUAUUUUAUAAUUUCUGUCUUCUUUGUCAUUUUCUCCUUCCCCGUUGCUGAUAAGAAAUGGAUCCCCUGUUCUGAGCUCUCCACUGUGGCCAUAUUCUUCACCGCUCUCAGCUACUACAGCCUUAGCCCGGCUGCAGCAGCAUAUGCACGUCAGGCAAUGUUCAUAGAGGUUGCCUCGAAUCUGUGUUGCCUGACUCAACUUCUGCCAGAGAACAUGACAACACUUCGGUUUUGUGGACAUACAUUUGCCACAAUCCCACUGGGGGAAUCUGUGGUUCUGAAGCUCAGCAUCCCUUGCCUUCUAUAUGUCUACCUGUUUUACCUGUUUUUCAGCAUGGCACGAACUCGUGGAUUUAGGGGGACGUACUGUUUUCUGAUUCCAUACCUUGUGUGCUUCAUGUGGUGUGAAUUUUCAGUGGUCCUCCUCCAGAAUUCAUCUGCCGUGGGAUUAAUCCGUACCUGCGUCGCAUACUUUCUGUUCCUGUUUGCCCUUCCUGCUCUGGUUUUUGGCCUUGCCACCAUGCUGUUCAUCCAGAUCUUCAAGUGGUUCAUAGAGCUAGAGCUGACAAAGGUGAUUGUGACCCUCGUGAUAUGUGCAAUCCCUGUCACUUUGCGGCUCUGGACACGGUUCAGCACCUCUAUUUUGAAUGUUUUCCGCUCCUUGAUGCACUGGGGUCCAGUCAAAUUCAUCCUACUCUGCAUUUCCAUGGUGAUUUUGUUGUUCUCAGUUUAUGUAUACCAUGCAGAAGGACAGAAGGUGUACAACUCCACCCUGACAUGGAACCAGUACAGUCAGAUUUGUGGGCCUCCAGCAUGGGAGAGCAAAGGCAUGGCCCAGACACAGAUCUUCUGUAGCCACCUGCAAGGACACAGAGUCACUUGGACUGGGCGCUUUAGGCACACCCGCAUUGCUGAGACAGAAAAUGGAGCACAGUCUGUCAUUAACAUACUGCCAGUGUUUAUUGGGGACUGGAUGCGCUGCUUGUAUGGUGAGACAUAUCCCAAGUGUGAGCCAAAGAAUACAACACUGGCAAACAACUCAGUAGCAGAAAAAACAAACAGUUCUUCGUCGGCUUCAGUUUCUCUAGCCACGCUGCUUCAAAUGCAAGAAGAAGAGGAGUUGUGUCAAGUAAAAGCUUUAGCCAAACACUCCUGCCAUGUCAAGCGGUUCGACAGCUACCGAUUUGAAGUGACAGUGGGUAUUAUCCAGGAUGGAAGUUCAGGGUUAGGGGAUCCAGCCAAAGAUAUAAUCUUAAUGGCUAGCAAUGAAUUUAAACAAGUUCUGCUUAAUCUGAGACCUGGUAACAUAGUGGAGUUCAGUACUAAGCUGGACGGCCGUUUAGGAACAAAGGCUCCAGCCUUUGAGCUUAAGGCUAUCCACUGCCUCGACUGCCCCUCCUCACGGCUGACUGGAGGCCGGCAGGUGAAGAUUGAGAGAGACUUCAGGCGUACCACAAUUAAAGCCUUGAAGUUUGCUUUUGACUUUUUCUUCUCACCGUUUCUAUCAGCAAAAAUCCAUACUUGAGGUGAAGAAGGAAACACCAAAUCUUAUUAUAAGAACUUGAUGAAAUCUCUGUAACUACCUUUUCUUGUAAAGAAUGUUCAAAACCAAUUGAACAUAUAACUUGUAGAUGGAUGGAGCAUAAAUUACUAAAUCAUGCAAAUGUAAUGCAUUGUAAUUACUGCACAUGUUCAGUAUUGCAAUAGAAUUGAUGCAACUGAAAUACUGACCCAGGGAUGAUAUUAUGUAAUCUUAUUCAACACUCUUCAGACACUUCUACUGUAAAAUAAUGUGACUCUUUAAAGAAUCCAAAUUAUUGACCACUGUGGGUAAAUCACAGAACAUUUAAAAAUUUAAUUCCAAGAUGGUUAUUGUCGCCUUUAAGUUAAAAAUAGAUUAUAAAACACAUUUCUUACAGUUAAAAAACUGAAACUAAUCAACUGAUCUGUUGUAUUAUAACAAUCUCAGCUAGGUUUUCUUUUGCAGAAAAAAAGUCUAUGCUAGCCAACACUGUUUCAUCAAUGUCAGCUGGUCUGUCCUCUGAUUUCCAAAGAGAAAAUAUGGUUAUGGGUUGGUGAUUGAGACAUCAAAUGUUUGCAAUGGGCUCCAUGCACAACUCCACCACUUCCUGAAUGUACGGUAGCUGCUUUGUUUCCUGUCUUUUUCUACUUUUUAUGCUUUUUCUAAUGGAUUAAUCCAAGAUUAAUUUGUUCAUCCAGUAGAUAAAGACAGGAAACAAAGAAGUAGUUGAGUUGUGCAUAGAGCCAAUUUUCCAACAAUGUUGCAUAAAUCUUUCCUGUGACAUCCACAGGUAAUGAAGUUUAUUUUAGCAUUAAUUUUAAAGCAAAAUCAAUUACAACUGCAUGCAAAUCUUAAUAUUUACUUCAACAGAGAAACGUUUGCAAUCACCUGUCGUAUAACUGUUAACUUUAAUUAGGCUGAUACAAUUUAUAAAAACAUAACAUACAUAACAUAACAGCCUUACUUUUACUGGAACAGAAAUUGUGUUUUCUGUAAAAUAAUUUUUGCUGUGUUAAGUUUGUUUUAUUUUACCAGAAUAAAGCAAGAACUGUAUUUUUUUUAUUAAUUAUCAAAUAUUAAUUUUACAAACUUGCAUGAUAAAUGUGCAUGAUGAAAAUGUAUUUCUAACUGUAUCAACCCUGAAUAUUCCUUUUUAAUAUGUGCUGUAGUUCAAAGCCUCAAAACCUCUGGAGAAACAGAGAUGGUUGGUGUAUACAUAUGCUGCCAUGAAAUUACUGUGCUUGGAAAGGUUAAACUUGUCAAAUCAAUGUUGAUGCUGCUUGUUUUAUUGUAUGUUUUGAUAUUGUCUUUCAUAUAUUGUGUCUAUUUACAAUACAGUGUUUGUAUGCUGAAAAUUGUUGUUUUUAAUUGAGAAUCAUAUAGCAGAAUAAAGUACAAAGUAGAACAAGGAGGAAAGUUGUUUAAAAAAAGCCUUAAAGUUAAUGUUUAAUAUGAAGACUUUGUAAUCCAAAGAUGCCACUUAUCUCUCCAACUGAGAGAUUUAUUCUCUAUUAAUGUAUAUACCUUUAUAUAUUACAUAGAUUGGAAUAUACAUUCCAAUGAUGGGUCUUUGUCAGAUUAACAAUACAUUUUCAUAUAGCAUCCUGGAAGCAGGUAUUAAAUAUGCAUUUUACUAAGCUGACGUUUCUAUAUUAAAAUGUUGUUUUUUAUUAGCCUGAAGUACAAUUGCUGUCUUAAACAGUUUGGUUUCCUUACAUAUUUGCAGAAGACAUGAUUAUUAGCAGAAAUAAAGGUCUGAAAACAGUU
Molecule: messenger RNA, 4974 nt
Organism: Cyprinodon tularosa
Lineage: Eukaryota; Metazoa; Chordata; Actinopteri; Cyprinodontiformes; Cyprinodontidae
Gene: wfs1a
Product: Wolfram syndrome 1a (wolframin)
Exons: 12
Coding region: 106-3210 (1034 amino acids)
Biological process (GO): endoplasmic reticulum unfolded protein response; calcium ion homeostasis
Cellular component (GO): endoplasmic reticulum membrane; endoplasmic reticulum
Molecular function (GO): protein binding
Source: RefSeq, a predicted model, not a curated record